Polypterus senegalus (gray bichir) is the source of this 2102-nucleotide messenger RNA. It is a transcript of the gene dnaja, whose product is annotated as DnaJ heat shock protein family (Hsp40) member A. Lineage: Eukaryota; Metazoa; Chordata; Cladistia; Polypteriformes; Polypteridae. Gene Ontology annotation, cellular component: cytoplasm; cytosol. The transcript is spliced from 7 exons. The coding region runs from base 158 to 1351 and encodes 397 amino acids. Gene Ontology annotation, biological process: protein refolding; response to heat. The record is from RefSeq and is a predicted model, not a curated record. Gene Ontology annotation, molecular function: ATP binding; Hsp70 protein binding.
CUGCGGCCGCUGAUAAAUACAGAGGGAGGCCGGCGUGUGGCAGGCAGUUUGCAUAUCUACUAGGUAGUGAGAGGAUAUAGUUGCGUUGAGAUCGUACAUCUGUAAAUAUUGUUAGUAUUUCUAUUCACGUUCUGAUUUGUGCCAGGAAGGCAGCGAGAUGGUUCGGGAAACCGGUUACUAUGACAUUCUGGGUGUGAAGCCCACUGCUUCUCCUGAUGAGAUCAAAAAAGCCUAUAGAAAGCUGGCUUUGAAGUAUCACCCGGACAAAAACCCAAAUGAGGGCGAGAAGUUUAAACAUAUAUCUCAAGCCUAUGAAGUUCUGUCUGACCCAAAGAAGAGAGAUCUUUAUGACCAAGGUGGAGAACAAGCUAUCAAGGAAGGUGGAAUGGGUAGCAGUGGUUUCUCUUCACCUAUGGACAUCUUCAACAUGUUCUUUGGUGGGGGAAGCAGAAUGAACCGAGAGAGAAGAGGAAAAAAUGUAGUUCACCAGUUAACUGUGUCCUUGGAAGAAAUGUACAAUGGUGCCACAAGAAAACUUGCUUUACAAAAGAAUGUCAUCUGUGAGAAAUGUGAAGGCUAUGGUGGCAAAAAGGGAGCUCUGGAAAAGUGCUCAAACUGUAAAGGGAAAGGGGUUCAGAUCCAUGUACAGCAGAUUGGACCGGGCAUGAUUCAGCAGAUCCAGACAAUGUGUGGGGAAUGCCAAGGCCAGGGUGAAAGAUUCAACUCCAAGGACAGGUGUAAAACUUGCAAUGGUCAGAAAGUUGAAAGGAAGAAGAAAAUACUUGAAGUUCACAUUGAUAAAGGUAUGAAAGAUGGUCAAAAAAUUACAUUCCAUGGUGAGGGUGAUCAGGAACCAUCGCUGGAACCGGGAGAUGUGAUCAUUGUCCUUGAUCAAAAACAGCACCCUGUUUUUCAAAGACAGGAUGAUAACCUUGUUACGAAAAUGGAAAUUCAGCUAGUUGAUGCUCUUUGCGGAUUCAGAAAGACUUUGACAACUCUAGAUAACAGAACACUGGUUAUAUCAUCUUCACCAGGAAAUGUUAUAAAUCAUGGUGAUGUGAAAAGUGUGAACAAUGAAGGCAUGCCCAUAUACAGAAAUCCAUUUGAAAAGGGACAACUCAUCAUACAGUUUUUGGUUAAAUUUCCAGAAAAUGGCUGGCUGCCAACAAAAAUGUUGCCAAGGCUAGAAGCUUUACUUCCUCCAAGGGAAUCAUCCAUGAUAACUGAUGACAUGGAGGAGGUUGAAUUAACAGAUUUUGACCAAUCUGAACAGCGUAGAAGAUAUUCUGAUGAAGGGGAUGAUGAAUAUGAAGGGACAAGGGCAGGUGGUGUCCAGUGCCAGACACAAUAAAAACUUUUCCUCUCAAUGUACUGAAAUGUGUGUAUUAUGUAUUUCCAAUGAUGAAGUUGCUUGCUCAUAGAAAAUUUAUGGACCUUGUAUAUUGCUGAUACGGUUGGUUAAAAAAAAAAAACUUAAUAUUUAUGGACAGUUGAAAGCAGGAAGUGUGUGCGUUAUGGAUUUAAAACUGCCAGAAAUUAUAGGAGAGCAGUUAAACAUUAACCAUAGGUAUGCCACCCCAACCUAAAUAUGAAACAAUAUGUAAGCAAAUUAUUCCUAGACUACAAUUGGCAUUGAGAAUCCUAGCAGCAGGAUUAUAAUGCUGCUUGAGGGAAUUGUGAUACGGUCAGCAACAAGGGAUUAAUUGGCUGCCUGUUCAUGCCCUAAAAAUCGAAAGGAUUCUUAACGGAGAAAAUGUCAGUACUAGUGUGUGUGGUGGUUUUUUUUUUUUCUUUCUUCACUUAAAUGUUUAGUUGCAAAUGCGACUUCAUUUACACCCUGAAACAGCCUUUACAAGACUGAGUAGCCUUUUUUUCCCCCUUUCCAGUCAAAACUUGCACUACUUAAAAUUGUUUGGUUACACUGUAAAUACCAAUGUAUUUCGGAAACAUAUGUACAUAAAAGUGAUCUUUUUUGUUCUCUGAAAAUUGGUUUUCUUUGUCAUUCUUUAUUUUGACUGCUGUAAAUGGAACACACUUGUAUAGCUGUUUUAAUGCGAUGUUUUUCAUUGUUAAAUAUAUUUUUAUAACUUAAUCUGUGCAUU